This is a messenger RNA of Hibiscus syriacus, 830 nucleotides long. RefSeq lists its product as uncharacterized. The coding region runs from base 27 to 548 and encodes 173 amino acids. NCBI's taxonomy places the organism in Eukaryota, Viridiplantae, Streptophyta, Magnoliopsida, Malvales, Malvaceae. The record is from RefSeq and is a predicted model, not a curated record. The transcript has 4 exons.
ACCUGAAUUUUGUCUGAAAAUCGAACAUGGCGAGCGCGAAUCCACCAUCGUCUCCACCUCCACCUCCGCCAUCGUCACCACCACCUCCGUCACCACCACUGCCUUCAUCACCUACCCUCAUCCCUUGGCAUUAUGAGUCCUCCCCUGCCGUUCCCUCCGAUCUUGUGCCCCCUCAGACCCUGCCUGAUACUGCCUUCAACGAAAAUGGAACGUUCAAUGUCGAUGAAAAGAAGCCUCAAAUUGUUGAUUAUUUUGCGAUACUGGAUGAUCCGGAACACAACGAGAAGUACCAGAAAUACGAGGCAGACUACACUCGUCGGUUGUUGGCAAAAUAUUUCUCAAAGAAGAAUUUCUAUGGAGGCAACAUUUUUGACGACAAAACGACUAUAGAUAACGAAACCAUAUUAUCGAGCCGGUGGCCUUGCACUAGAUCAUUUGCAGACCCAGUUCAUGCAUCCGAAGAUUCCGGCAACGGUGGUUCCGUUUCCGAGCCACAAACUCUAACGAACAUGUCAAAUGGCAAACUUUCACUCAAGAAGAAUGGCUGAUACUUGGACACCCUAACAAUCUGGUUUUUUUUUCCCACUUAUCGGAUCCAAAUGUCCAUGCAGUAUGUGCACACGUGUUUAGAAUUAAUGCUCAAGUAGUUUUUUUUUGUCUGAUGGAAGGACCUAAUUGAAACAUAUUGAUAGUUUGAAGGUUUGAUUAGAAUGUUUUAAAGUAUAGGGACUCAUUUAAAAUUUAGGCAAAACACAAAGAUGCCAAUCAUACAUCAAAAAACAUGGAAGGCCGAGAUCCUCCAACUUGUAAAAUUUAUAAACAUGUAUUGG